Messenger RNA from Epithele typhae, 459 nucleotides. RefSeq lists its product as uncharacterized. Lineage: Eukaryota; Fungi; Basidiomycota; Agaricomycetes; Polyporales; Epitheliaceae. The transcript has a single exon. The annotation marks the transcript as partial. The record is from RefSeq and is a predicted model, not a curated record.
AUGGCAGCAAGAGCGAAAUUCAACAUAGUAAAAACUCAGAUCAUCCCGAUCGGAAGCGAAGCUUUCCGAGAACGCACCUUAAGAAAACACAACUCAGAAGAGGGCUGGAAUAACUACCCGAGAAACGUCCACAUGGCCGAGGACGGGCACGCAACACGAGUCCUCGGAGCAUGGAUCGGAAACAAACUAAGAGAGGUCGACGUCUGGACCCCGACAUUAGCAAAAAUAGAAUGUGCAGCGAAAAAAUGGGCCGCAACGCACCCGACGAUAGAAGGAAAAAGACACGUCAUCCAAAUGUUCUUCGGAGGGAUGACACAAUACUUAACAGACGUUCAGAGGAUGCCAAAAAGCGUUAAAAAGAGACUUACAACAAUGAUGAGAGACUUCCUCUGGAAUGAACGACACAUCCCACCAGUCGCGAUGCAAACCAUGACCCUCCCGUUCGAGCAGGGCGGCAUG